Fusarium coffeatum is the source of this 1884-nucleotide messenger RNA. RefSeq lists its product as uncharacterized. Bases 1 to 1884 code for a protein of 627 amino acids. The transcript has a single exon. The record is from RefSeq and is a predicted model, not a curated record. NCBI's taxonomy places the organism in Eukaryota, Fungi, Ascomycota, Sordariomycetes, Hypocreales, Nectriaceae.
AUGGGUUGCAGCUCGUCAACCCCAGUCGGCGACGACCCACGUGCCCCUCGACCAGCCAAACAACAGAAUGUCGACCCAGAAAAUGUCACAAGACCUGAAGUAACAUGGGAGAAAGAUUUAGGAUGGUCCUAUUGGAUCUGCGCAAAGGAACAGCAAUUGAUUGAAUCUGGACAACACAAUGAACUGCCUUCGCUAUAUCAAGAACUCAUGUUCAUUGGUGCUCGCGCAUAUCUGGCAACAAGAUAUCCUGAAUGCUCGGGCAAUGGGACAAUUGAAGACAUGGGGGAUUUACAUAUUUGUAUGGACGCAGGCGCUUGUUCGGAAAACGACAAAUGCAAGGUUCCCACAAAAGCCUUUAUGGUCAUGGACGCGUCGUUCACUGGCAUCGUUCACUCUAUAGCUUUGGUGAUAGCAAAGCCCCUUCAAAAACCCACUGACGACCAAAAACCUUGGCUAGUUCCAGGAAGCGAACUCGACAGCGGCGAACUAGCCGGUGCAAAACAUACUAUGCUGGAAAGACUCACUCUCAUGAGAGCCGAAGGCGUAAACCUCAAACAUGCACUGAUCAACAUUUUCAUCGGCGCCGAUCUCAUAACGUGCCGUUUCGACGCUUCACCCAAACCGCCGACUAUCAAUGCCUGCAACGAGGUGUGGCCACAAUUGUUGAUCGAUACGCUGGAGAGUAUGCGAAAAGACACCAAGAAGGCGCCGAAUGCAUUUCGAGGUCUUUUUGCGCCGUGUUGGUUCCGACAGACUGUUCGAGCCGCCACGAAUAACUUUGAGGGAAGUACAGUCUGGGAUGAAGGCCAGUUGCCUUUUAAGCUUCCUAAUGGAAAGAUGUAUCAUGAACCAACGAGAAUUCUUGUUACGAGGGUUUAUGAGAACAUGGUUGAGAGAGUUGAGGAGAUCCCAUUCACUGCGACGCCACCACCAUUUCCCGGCCAGGCGGAGGAAGAGUCUGAGUCAGUCACACUGGUACGAAAGGCUGAUCCGGCGAAAGACCCUGGUGGUAUUGUCAGGAUUGCUUUGAUCAUUGGAAUCAGCAAAUCUGUCGUUUGGCCAAAGGUUGGAGACUAUAUCAAGAGUUCAAUAAUGCGAGCUGGCGAAAAGGCUGUAAUGGAGUAUGCGACCGGCCUACAUGCCAAGGGAGUUUUGGAUCGUUGCACCAUUCGUGUUUACAUGGGUACCGACGAAACAGUCUUCAAAUUCGUUGGCGAUCCAACAAGUCUGUUCCCGCAAGUCAGAGCACUUCCUGGUCCUCAUGAUCUGGCCAUACAAAGCGAGUCAGCAGCCCAAGACCCCAUUCUGGACGAGAGUCUAGCAAGAGACUUCAACCUCAAGCUUUCACUCCUCCCAAAACACGAUCUCAUGGGUUCCGAGAGUCAAUUCCAAGCCGUCAAGAAAUACGUGGCCGAACAGGCCAAGACCAGAUCACCAGACGAACUACGAGCACAACUGAUAAUGGUCUCCUACAAGAUGGCACAAAGGUUUCUCACCAACAACUUUCCCAACUGCGAGAUCUCAGAUGAGGGUCCUUUUCCAGUCAUCCACCCCGAUGGAAGCCAGACUUUAGAUCAUGACACUCGUCUCAUGGUAGCACGAGAUGAUAAGAAAGAAGUCGUUGCAGCUAUGAACAUUGUCCCUUACCCCGGCGAUGAAGCCAGCCUUUUUGGAGAUAAGACUUGGAUUAAUACGCCUGAGAUGAGGGAGGCUGAUGAUAGACUGCUGAUGCUGUUGAGAAAAUGGUAUGCUGAGGGGAAGGUUUCGAAGGUUGAUUGUAUGGCGCAGACUAUGAUGGCGAAAGAUGCGACGAUUUAUAGGUUUGAUGGGGACAGGUUUGAGGAUUAUAGUGAGGAGAAGAUGAAGCAGUUUAAUUGGGGAUGA